Synchiropus splendidus (mandarinfish) is the source of this 1740-nucleotide messenger RNA. RefSeq names its product hereditary hemochromatosis protein homolog. Lineage: Eukaryota; Metazoa; Chordata; Actinopteri; Syngnathiformes; Callionymidae. Gene Ontology annotation, biological process: immune response. The transcript has 3 exons. Gene Ontology annotation, cellular component: external side of plasma membrane. Bases 165 to 1274 code for a protein of 369 amino acids. The record is from RefSeq and is a predicted model, not a curated record.
GGUAGAUCCUCUAACAUGGACUCAGGUCUGCAGCCCGGAGGAGAGUCGUCUGGAGCAGCAGGAGUCAGAGCGGCGUGACUGAAGACCAAAGGUGGAAAAGAUCUGAGCUGACGACUAGCUCUGAAUGGCUGGAGAAGAAGAAACGGAAAGUCAUCGUGACCACCAUGUGGACCUUCCUGCUCCAGAUAAUGUUGGUCAGCGCAUCCGUCCAUCAGGUGGCCCAUGCAGGAGGAGGACGACACUCACUGUGGGCUCUGGGAACCUUCCUCUCAGGAGCGUCGCAGUUCCCAGAGUUCAGCUUGGUGGUGAUGCUGGAUGACCUCCAGGUGGCGUACUAUGACUCCACAUUCGACCAUCUGGUCACCAGCAGCAGGGACAGGACUCCACUGGACCUGGGUCAGGUCCCCAUGUGGGGCAUUCAUGAGCUGUACUCAGACUUAAAGAACAGAAUGACGUUCUCCAAGCAACACUUCAACCUGACUAAAGGUCUACAUGUCCAGCAGAGAAUCACAGGCUGUGAGAUUCAGGAUGGACAACCAAUAGUCAUGAUGACCCGUGACGGUUUUGAUGGUCAUGAUGCCGACACCCGUGUGUUCAACACAACCCACUUCUCCUACAGUGCAUCCACAGCUGGAGAUGCCUGGGAGAGCCGCUGGGAUGUAGUAAAACUUAAUUUCGUGGAAAUUCAUUACCAUCACAUCUACUUCCCGACAUGUGUGAGGAUCCUGAAGCAGCUGCUGGAGCAGAAGAAGAACCUGGUGACCCGUCGAGUCCAACCAAGACUACGCGUCUUCUCCAGGCCGAGGAAGGGCGGAGCUCUGCUCACCUGUCUGGCCACAGACUUCUACCCUCGCCACAUCAACCUGACCCUGCUCCGGGACGGUGGGCAGGUGGAGGAGGAUCAGCUGAGCGCUGGGCCGGUGCUGCCCAACGGCAACGGCCUGUACCAGGUGAGGAAGACGCUGGUUCUGACGGAGCAAGAGCUGCAGCGCAAACACAACUACACCUGCACCGCUGCUCACCUGAGCCUGGACAACCGGCUGCAGGUGAGCUGGAGGGCAGAGUCCUUCCACUCCCACCGGGCACUCUUGGUCUCGCUGCUCGUCCUGGUGGCCCUGGGUCUGCUGCUGCUCCUGCUUCUGGUCCUGGUCAUCCGUGGCAAACCUCAGGAGUCAGGAGCUCACACAGACUCAGUGGGGGCAGAGAGCGUUGCCAUGGUGACCUCAGAAGCUGAGCGACCACCAGGGGGCGGACAGUCAGACAGUCAGACCUGAAGGUGAGGGAGUCGCGGUGGACUUUACGAGGGUCAUAUAUAUAUGUAUAUAUAUAUAUAUAUACAUUAGUGGUGGGACUUUAACGAGUUAAUCGAUUAAUGAAUUAAUCGCGUCACUAAAAGAGCGUUAGUUUCAAUAAGGUGAUAUAAAAACUUGAAUAUAGCCACCAUUGUGAUUUACUGUGCUAUUGUCACACUGAUGCAAAAUAAACAAUAUUGUUGUUGGUUAAAUGUAUGUAUGUGUCCAUAUCUUUUUUUUUUUCUUGUAAACAGUUGUAUGUAGUAAUGUGGAACAAUAAAGAGCGUUUCAAAAGGCGAGCACUCCUCAUCUUUAUCGUCACCUUCGGGUCAUCCGCUGCGCAAAUCCACUAGAUGGCGCCACGGGGAGUCCAGAAUCAUCAGAGAGGCCGCUCAGCUGCUCACUGGGGCCACCGGGGUCGAGCAGCAGGUUCGGCUGUGUUUACACG